This is a messenger RNA of Aspergillus tanneri, 603 nucleotides long. RefSeq lists its product as uncharacterized. Bases 1 to 603 code for a protein of 200 amino acids. The transcript has a single exon. Lineage: Eukaryota; Fungi; Ascomycota; Eurotiomycetes; Eurotiales; Aspergillaceae. The record is from RefSeq and is a predicted model, not a curated record.
AUGGAAAAUAUGGACACCAACAGCACGCUUGGAGGGGUAUAUCUGGCAGGAAAUGACCUUCUCAAGUCUAUGGCCGUUGGCCGUCAGAAUAACCAUGUCUGGACACUGGAAACGACUGGAAUGCUCGCACAGGAGCACAUAACUUCAGCAGAUAGGGUGAUCACCUGUAAUGAUACGUGGAGAGAUCCCACUCCAGCAGUUAUUUCCGAGCUUCAGAAACUUAUGUUUCGUACCGCUCUCUCGGUGCCCUACAACUCUAGCCAUCUACUGUAUAGAUCUUAUGCAUGGGAUCAGAUGAUUGAGCAAAUCCAGACAGCAAAUGGUAUCAAGGUUCAGGAUAUGUCGGUCUUUCAGGUGGAUUAUGGAUACAUGGCUGCAGGGGCUGCUGUCAUGGGUGUCUGCCUAGUCGUUGUGGCAUCUACCUUUUAUGAGUGGUGGAAGAUUGGUCGGCCGAUAACUAUGAGCCCAACUGAGAUUGCAAAGGCAUUCAAUGCUCCCGUGUUAAAAGGUGAUGGGUUGAAUGGUGACCUGGAUGGGCUUCUACCUAUCGUGGGGGAUCGCCGCGUACGGUACGGCGAGGUCAGAUAUAGUGAUGCAAGAUGA